GAUUGUCACAGCGCACAUGGAAUUGUAAAGUUAGUUUGUAUUUUGAAGCCAAAUUAAAAUUGAUGCCGAAUAUUUUCACAAAAAUCAAAAGAAUGGAAUAAAAUUAAAAUGGAUGUAGACUGCGGAUAUUGUGAUGAUAGAAUUGGCACCGACGAUUUCUUGGAGUGCGAAGAAUGUGAACAAUAUGUUCAUGUGCGGUGUUUACGUCGGCCGGGAACACCAGGCGAUUUUGUUGGUGACAUAUUCUUCAAAUUCACAUGUGUGAGCUGUACCAACAAUGCCAAAGAAACAUUUGAAAGAGAAAAAUUACCAUGGACAAUGAUAAUUGUGUUGACAAUUUAUAACUUAACCAAGAAAUCACAAGGCCUAAGUAGAAAUGGUUAUUUCCAUUGGAGAUCGCACAUCGCCCACUUUAUUGACAAAAAUUGGGCGUACCUUGUGGAACCGAAUUUUAAGAAAAAAAAGAAUUGGAUUGGUACUAUUACUGGAACACUUUCACACCAUUCACCGGUAUUAUUUACAUCUGGACUUGCAGUGUUUAAUGAAGGCGGAUAUUGGAAAUUAUCGCAUAACAAAACACCCAAACAAUAUUAUGACUUUGUGAAGAGAUUCCGCAAAGAUAAAGGUGCCACCGAAGAAAUAAAUGUGCUAAACGAUGAGCCCAGAUCGAGUUUGUUAGGAAAAAGAGCACACGAAUCGAGCGCAGAUGAGAGUGAGAGUGAAACUGAUACUGAGCCAGAUCACUGUAGUCGAACACUACCAUUCACCGGCAAAUACAAAUGGGAUCUGAAACUGAAAGACGAACCCGAACCAAUGAUUGAUAUUUUAAAUUUCAUUGAUUCAAGUGAGAAUUCGAAUUUGCUCGAUGAAAUGCCCGCCUUACCAACGCUCACAUCUGAAGAAAUAAACAGUGUAAUUCCAUCAUUCACAACCGGCAAUUAUAAUGAUUUACUCGAUAAUUUGUUUGAUUGUAAGCCAAAAAUUGAACUACCAUUCGAAGAAGAUGAGUUCUCCGAGCCGAAAAUUCUACAAGUAAACAAUUAUCAAGAGAACAUUGAGUGUAUUUCACAUGAUCCAGACAUUAAACAGGAAUUGCCCAGUGACGUUGAAAUGCAAGACGACGAAGAUGAAAUGGAAUUACCCUAUGAAGAGAAAUACAUUUGUGAAAAGAGUCUAUUUACAUCGAAACCGCCACCGGAAAAAUAUCCAUGGGAAAUCGAUUUUGCUGCAGAUCAAGAUGAUAAUGACAAUUUCAUUGGUGAUAAAUGUAUUGAAUUGAUGGGCGAAUAUGAAGAAAAUGAGAUUUUCAAACGGCUUAAAGCGAUUUUUGAAGCAGAGAAAAGUCGAUCAAUUGACAUACCACCGUGGAUUCGUAGACAUUAUCGAAAAUUAUGUGUUCGUAAAAUGCAACGAAGUUUAGGAUUAUCAGUAUUUAAUGUGGAUAAAUUUAAUAAAAGAAGUGUUCAGACUAGUAAGCAGACAACACAACCAGCUGUGCUAGAUCGAUUCCAUCAUUUGAUCGCGGGCAGUGGUGAUUUUUCAUUGGGAAAGAGAACAGACAACACAUUCAUGGCACGUUUGGCUGGAUCAUGUACAUAUGAUCUUUUCAUUAGUCCGCACACCGAACGCAUUUUGCAUCCGUUCAUAUACAGAAAUGAUAGUUGCGUUCCACCGUGGGUUAAGCUUUUGUGCGAACUUCAGUACGAAGUGAAUGGAACGAUGCCGAGUCGAGCUUCAAUCGAUUUUUGUUAUGUUCGACCUCAACACAUUGCCGCGGUCAAUGGACUGCUUCAGCGGAUGUUUUGGCCAGGAAUCGAUAUGUCUGAAUGCUUGAGUUAUCCCGAUUUCAGCGUUGUUGCUCUCUACAAGAAACUCGUUAUUGGUUGUGCCUUUCUAGUUCCCGAUGUCGGUCACAAUGAGGCAUACGUAUCAUUUAUGGCGGUUCGACCCGGUUGGCAACGUGCAGGCAUUGCCACAUUUAUGCUCUACCAUCUGACACAAACAUGUAUGGGAAAGGAUUUUACAUUGCAUGUUUCAGCAAAUAAUCCUGCCAUUUGCUUAUAUCAACGCUUUGGCUUUAAAAUUCAAGAGUUGAUAUUAGAUUUUUACGAUAAAUAUUUACCAUACGAUUCCACACAGAGUCGACACGCUUUUUUCUUACGAUUAGAACGAUAAAAUUAAAUAAAUCAUAAAAAAUUGGGAAAAUAAAUGAACAUAAAAAGUAA
Messenger RNA from Contarinia nasturtii (swede midge), 2225 nucleotides. It is a transcript of the gene Atac2, whose product is annotated as cysteine-rich protein 2-binding protein. Gene Ontology annotation, molecular function: acyltransferase activity, transferring groups other than amino-acyl groups. The transcript has 7 exons. NCBI's taxonomy places the organism in Eukaryota, Metazoa, Arthropoda, Insecta, Diptera, Cecidomyiidae. The coding region runs from base 109 to 2175 and encodes 688 amino acids. The record is from RefSeq and is a predicted model, not a curated record.